AUGAAACGUGUUGGGAUUUUCCCCACAGGGGACGCUGGUCUUGGAAGUCUACGCAAAGCAGAAGGAGUUUUGGCCGAUGCUGCGUUGGAUGAAUUCCAAUGCGAGUUGCCGCAUUGGUGGCAGAGAGUAGGGGACUUCUUCAUCAGACCUUUUGCCGGGUGCUUGCCGUUCCAAGCUGGCACUUCUCCCUGGGUUCUCUUCCGCUCAGAGAAAACGUGGAACUUCACAUUUGAAGCUGCAUGCCUGGCUGGAGGAAGUGUGCAGAGUCUUGGGCCUCUCGGACAUGGGAUCUCAAACGCGCAGACGUUUGUCCCGGUCCCCGCGCUGCCCACAGCUCUGGAUCGACCAGGGUUGGCCACCAAGCCGCCUGACGCCGCGCAGCAAGCGCUCUGCACCCAUCUGGAUGUUUUUGAUGCCGGGGGAGCGAGAUGCACUGGCAGCUUUGUUCUACUUCAACAUUCUUCUCAGCAUGUCUAUUUCAAACACCUUGUUACAGAAUUAAAUCUCGAUAGCUGUCCAACUGGAAUACAGGUGGUCCAGAUGAGCUUGCUCAAAGAGUAUGGUGCGAAGGAGAUCAAGGCACUGAUGGGUUUUGAGAUUGGCCAGUUGGUCAUGAAACGCCUGCCAGCCCUCCUUCCGCAAGAGCUCGCUGAGCCAUUGACCUUUGGAUUCCUGGCCGCUCGUGCCUAUGACACGUUCCGCCGAGCAACUGAACCCAAUCAAGCCCUAGCUGGGGCGCCGACCUGGAUAAGAAACAUGCUGAGAGGUCGGCCACAGUGGUCCUGGAAGCGUUCGUAUUCACAGACGGGAACGACAUCUGAAUUUGAAGCUCUGGGCAUGAUUCUGCGUCGGCUUGUUCCAGGUCCACUACAGCCGCCCAUGUUCGCUGGUCUGGCAGUCAACAGCAAGGAAAUCGAACAUGCUCUGAAACACAGAAAUGCUGCUCAGUGGUUCCAGGGGAAGGACCGGGUUGCAGCCUUGGCGGCAGGGGAUGCAACGGCCGCGGCCAGCGCCUUGCUUAGAGCGCAUCGUCUUUUGCCACCACAGCAGACCGAAGCUUGGCAAAAGAAAGACCUUUUCUUCCUCUCUUCGUGUCUCGUGUGUUUGACUGAGACGUUCGCUGGCUUCUCAGCUUCUCCGCAGGACUUGCGGCGAACGCUCGGCAAUGUGGCUGACGUGGCUCAGGAGAAGAUGUGGGUGUAUCGUCGGGAGGCCGUGCUUCAGAACCCUCGAGAGCCGCCUCCGUCAGUACGAGUCGCAGAGCUCCUUAGCUGGUCCCAAAGCGAGCAGGCCAAGCGUCUCCUCGCCUUGGCAGAGAUGCGGCGUGCACGUUGGAGCUCUUGGAGCCCUUGGAGCCCUUGGAGCUCUAGGAUGCAAGUCCACAUGGGCCACACACAGUUUUGGAAGCCUUGGAUGGGCUAUGCAGGCUUGGCCAUCUUGCUGAUCCCUAUUGCAACUUCUAUUGAUGCAGUACGUUGGGCCUCAUGGUGUACCAUGAGUCUCACCGGCUUCGGGCUUUUGUUGCCACUGCUGCAGUUUGCUGGUGCUCCAACGCUUCCCUUCGCAUCGAUCAGCUCGUUGUGGAUCGCCCUCUUCCUCUACUCCAUGAUUGCGGGUAGCAUUUGGUGGAACCACCUCCUAGGUGGCGCGCGUCGCUGGGCCGUGCUCAGUGGCCAGCUGGCAGCCCAACUUGUAGAUCAAGCAGACACUGCAACCGGCAUCGCUUUCCUGACUCGGGACUGGGCAGAGAUGGCGCGGCGGUCCCUGGCAGCUCUCGACCAGGAGCUUUGCGGGAGCUGGAGGACGAGUCUGCACGAGUUGGCGUCAAAAUUGGCAGACCUCCGCCAGGAGCUUGAGGUGCGAACGCAGCAAGGCAAUGGGAACGGCAUGAAGUCCCUCAAGGAUGGCUUCACCAGCGACGAGGGCGAGGCAGUGUUGGCAGAGCCAUCCGCAGCCAAACAUCUACAGCCAUCCUACAGCCAUCCUUUCCUUCUCAACCUGUGGGACAAGUUUUGUCGCUCAGUUCCGUCCUUUUAUCAGACGUCCAAGCUCCCAAAAAUGCCCAAUUACGUUAAGCCACGUUAA
This is a messenger RNA of Symbiodinium natans, 2085 nucleotides long. NCBI's taxonomy places the organism in Eukaryota, Dinophyceae, Suessiales, Symbiodiniaceae. The record is from the annotation of a GenBank genome assembly.